AUGUUCCCCUUCAAUUACCUCGAAUACUUCCUCGGUCGUCUCUUGUCUUCCAACCGAGGUCGAGACUCCAAAUUAUGGAUCAACGACAGGUCCUUGUUUGAAGAAGGGAUUCCACAAAACAUCACGGUGACCUGUCCAGAAAUAGGACCUUCCAAUUCCGUGAUGCCCGUGGAGUACAGUGCGUACGGAACAUCGAGAUUUCCGACACUCACCUGGAACAUCGACACGUCCAGCACCGGGGCGUCGAACGGAAUCGAGAAUCGAAUCAAGGAAUACGUUAUCCUGGUCGAAGACCCCGACGCCCCUCUGCCUCUGGUGCCGAAUCACGGGUUGUUCUAUGCCAUCCCGGCCACGAAGACUACCGUCACGGCGGACGAUGUUGUACUCGACACAAAACCAGCGGUGACAGCAUCGGUGGAAGGAGCAAAAUAUCUACGUGGUGGGUUCAGAUUGGGUAAGAACCUACGUGGGACAAUCUACGCGGGUCCCCGACCUCCUCUGGGGCACGGCCCUCACAGGUAUUUCUACCAGGUCAUCGCACUCGACCAAGCCCUCGACGUGGACGAGAUGAAGCCAGUGGCCACAAAGGCCGAAUUGGAGGUCGCCAUCAAGGGCAAAAUAGUCGGGUACGGUGUCUGGAUUGGCGUUUUUGAGAGAAAAUGGGAGUGA
Molecule: messenger RNA, 669 nt
Organism: Exophiala oligosperma
Lineage: Eukaryota; Fungi; Ascomycota; Eurotiomycetes; Chaetothyriales; Herpotrichiellaceae
Exons: 1
Coding region: 1-669 (222 amino acids)
Source: RefSeq, a predicted model, not a curated record